AUGGUCGGCAUGGCCUCAUCUGCCAUCGCAGCGGCCUGGACAGCUACUUACGCAUUCUCGCACAGGCGAAAAGAGCUCAGAGAUUGCCACGACUCAUUGCUGCAGCAGUUACUACUGCUCCCAGCUGUCAGUAAAUGUCUGCCGUCAUCAACUCACGGCCUACAUCUUCGGCAAGUGCCAAUAGCAUUGGCGAAGAGGCACGGCCAGCUUUGCUUCACAAAAUCGAAGGUCAUGUGGCUCGAAUAA
Molecule: messenger RNA, 246 nt
Organism: Necator americanus (New World hookworm)
Lineage: Eukaryota; Metazoa; Nematoda; Chromadorea; Rhabditida; Ancylostomatidae
Exons: 4
Coding region: 1-246 (81 amino acids)
Source: RefSeq, a predicted model, not a curated record